AUGUCAUUCGGCACACUUUACACACGCAAUCCAAAUCCACGAUCUUUCGCGAUCAUCGCAGUCGCAAAAUCCCUCAAUGUUGAACUAGACGUCGUCUAUCUCGACCGAAACAACAAGAAGGAUCAGGAGAAACUGCAGAUGCUCAACCCACUGAACCAAGUACCUUUUUUUAUUGGUUCAGAUGGAUUUGUCUUGACCGAAUGCGUUGCCAUUCUUCUCUACAUUGCGUCACAAGAUGCGGAAUCCACCCUCAUGGGGAAUUCUCGCAAAGAUUACUACUCGAUUCUCAAAUGGCUUUCCCUCGCAAACUCAGACCUGCUCCCUGCGAUUGGCGGCAUCAUCCUCCCGCUCCUGGGUCUGCCUAUUGCUGUCCGCAAGAACACGCGAGAUUGCCUGGCGGCGGUGCACGCCAACUUUAAGCUGCUCGAGGCGCACCUUCAGGAUAGCAACUACCUAGUCGGCGAUGAGGUUACGGUCGCAGACUUGUUCACAGCGGGCACCAUGGUGUUUGGUGUCAUUGUGUUGCAUGCGAUGCUGAGAGAUCGAUACCCCAGAGUAUGGGAGUGGUUUCAUGAUGUGCAUGUGAUUCCAGAGUUCAGGGAUGUAGUGGGCGAGUUGCGGUUCUUGAACGUGCCGGUACCAGCUUUGGAGGAGGAUGGGGAGACGUUGAAGAUGUUGGUGGAUGCUUCACCACCUGCUCAGUCGCCUUGA
Exserohilum turcica Et28A is the source of this 711-nucleotide messenger RNA. RefSeq lists its product as uncharacterized. The transcript is spliced from 3 exons. The record is from RefSeq and is a predicted model, not a curated record. The coding region runs from base 1 to 711 and encodes 236 amino acids. Gene Ontology annotation, cellular component: cytoplasm; nucleus. NCBI's taxonomy places the organism in Eukaryota, Fungi, Ascomycota, Dothideomycetes, Pleosporales, Pleosporaceae.